AUAGAGAGCCAGUGAGUUCAAGCAGGGUGGAGAGAAGGAGGAAAUUCUUGACAGAGGAUUUAUGGUUGCAAAUAAAAAGAAAAUAUAUAUUUUCAAGCUUUGAAGGGUUUAAUGGUUGCUGAAGCCAUUUCUUAGAGGAAUAAGGAAUUUGGAUCCAUUAUGAACAUCACGACUGCUAGCCCCUUCCAGCAGACCUCUUCCUCUGGCUCCACACCCCUUCCCAUUAGCAUCUCUGCUCGCAUUGGCAUUGCCAUCCUGAUUCUGGCGUUCGUGCUGGGCUUCCCUGGGAACAUGUUUGUCAUUUGGUCGGUGCUCUGCAGGGUGAAGAAGCGCUCAGUGACGUGCCUGUUGGUGCUGAAUCUGGCUGUGGCUGAUGGCUUUGUGCUGCUCAGUGCCCCCUUGUUCCUUCGGUUCCUGGCAGGAGGGAAGGGCUGGGAGUUUGGCUCCGCUGCAUGUAAACUGGUGCAUUACCUGUCCAGUGUGAACAUGUAUGUGUCCAUUUACCUCAUUAGUCUGAUGAGCAUGGACCGCUGGCUGGCUGUUACUAAACCCUUUGUGUCCCAGAGAAUGAGAACCAAGCAGUCCCUGCUGUUUCUUCUGCUCGGUGUCUGGGUAUUGGCUUUUGUCCUGUCCAUACCAAUGGCUUUCUACCGCAGAUGUGUCUCCAAGGUGGCCUGUUUAUUCAAAAGCAAUGAUUCAGGAACCAGCUGCACUCCAAGUGCCCGGCCAAACGUCACAGCCUUCGCCUACUUCAGCAGUGCGGUCAACCCCAUUCUCUACGUUUUUGCCGGCAGCUCGCACAUUCGCCAAGCGGGGCUCAGCUUCAUGGGGAGGCUCUUCGAGGCCACCAACUCUGAGUCCAGAACCACGUCCACUUUCACCCGCAGUGGCCGCAGCGGCUCUUCACCAGACGAGAGCUCUGUCCUGCACACGCUGUCGAUUAAAAUUGGGAGACCUUUUAAAGGAAAGAGCAAUGAGAGAAGCUGCAGUGUGGCGGGGAAAGAGGCCAACGAGCCAGAGCUCAAAACUCUUGCCACUGUGGAACAGGUAGAAUAGCAUUAAUGCUGUUUUAAUGUAACACAAAGAGGAUAAUUGAUUUUUUUUAUUUCAAUUUUCAACAGUGAGCUUCGUUGUUUUAGGCUAAAACCAGGGGGAAAGGUUGCCUUAACGUCCUGAAACAGAUGAAAUUAUGAUAUAACUCAAUGAAACCCUCUUAACAACAGGAAUGAUGUAAAGGCAUUUUUGUGCUUCAGAAAUAGGACCUCAUUUUAACUUCAAACAAUGAUAACAGAAUAAUGUAUUUUUAUUUUACAUUUAAAAAAAAGGUAUUUUAACUGUUCACAUAAGAGCAGAAUUAUUUUACUAUUUUAAAAAAAUCUUUAUCCCAAAAACUUACAUAUUUAUUGACGACUCUUGUAAUUUGGAUAUUUAUCUUUUUUUAUCGAAAUA
Molecule: messenger RNA, 1449 nt
Organism: Cyprinodon variegatus (sheepshead minnow)
Lineage: Eukaryota; Metazoa; Chordata; Actinopteri; Cyprinodontiformes; Cyprinodontidae
Gene: ltb4r
Product: leukotriene B4 receptor 2-like
Exons: 4
Coding region: 160-1056 (298 amino acids)
Biological process (GO): positive regulation of cytosolic calcium ion concentration; complement receptor mediated signaling pathway; inflammatory response
Cellular component (GO): plasma membrane
Molecular function (GO): G protein-coupled receptor activity; complement receptor activity
Source: RefSeq, a predicted model, not a curated record